This is a messenger RNA of Chinchilla lanigera (long-tailed chinchilla), 692 nucleotides long. RefSeq names its product insulin-like growth factor binding protein 3 (gene Igfbp3). The record is from RefSeq and is a predicted model, not a curated record. Gene Ontology annotation, biological process: regulation of insulin-like growth factor receptor signaling pathway. NCBI's taxonomy places the organism in Eukaryota, Metazoa, Chordata, Mammalia, Rodentia, Chinchillidae. Gene Ontology annotation, molecular function: insulin-like growth factor I binding; insulin-like growth factor II binding; fibronectin binding. Gene Ontology annotation, cellular component: extracellular region.
GCUGCCAGCCGCAGCCGGAGGAGCCGCGCCCUCUGCACGCGCUCCUGAACGGCCGCGGGUUCUGCGCCAACGCCAGCGCCUCCGGCCGCCUGCACCCCUUCCUGCUGCCUGUGCCCUCCGCUCCAGGAAAUGCCAGCGAGUCGGAGGAAGACCAGGGCACUGGAAGCGUGGAGACCCAGGCAGUCCCCAGCACCCACCGGGUGACCGACUCCAAGUUCCACACCCUCCACACCAAGAUAGAUGCCCUGAGGAAAGGCCACGCCAAGGAGAGCCAGCGCUACAAAGUCGACUAUGAGUCCCAGAGCACAGACACCCAGAACUUCUCCUCCGAGUCCAAGCGGGAGACAGAAUACGGCCCCUGCCGGAGGGAGAUGGAGGACACACUCAACCACCUGAAGUUCCUCAACGUGCUGAGCCCCAGGGGCGUCCACAUCCCAAACUGUGACAAGAAGGGGUUCUAUAAGAAGAAGCAGUGCCGCCCCUCCAAAGGCAGAAAGCGGGGCUUCUGCUGGUGCGUGGACAGGUACGGGCAGCCCCUCCCGGGCUACGACGCCAAGGGCAAGGAGGACGUGCACUGCCUGAGCAUGCACAGCCAGUAGACCCACCCACCACUUAGCGUGGAGCUCAAAUUCGCCUUAUUUUGCACAAAAGACUGCCAAGGACAUGCUCAGCAGCUGGCUAAAGCCUUGAUU